Molecule: messenger RNA, 4361 nt
Organism: Haliotis rubra (blacklip abalone)
Lineage: Eukaryota; Metazoa; Mollusca; Gastropoda; Lepetellida; Haliotidae
Exons: 28
Coding region: 85-3621 (1178 amino acids)
Source: RefSeq, a predicted model, not a curated record
CGUGGUUUCGUUUACUUUUUGACAGCGUGAAAACUUUCAUAGCAGAAGUAACCAUGCUAUGUGUUAAUUGCCAGGAUCACUGAAAUGAAAGAGAAAGUCAAGAAGAAGAUCCGCUUCCUGGCAUCAACCCUCACUAAGAUUACUGAGGGUGAUGAGACUGAAGCCAGUAAGAAGUCCCUCAGGCGGGCACCUCAGGUGGGCAACAGAGGUGAACAGCAACGAAAACGGGCACCUGCUACCAGGUCAGACAAACUCAGGCCACCUCCACAAGGGGGUACUCAGAGUAAGGGAAAACAACUCACAGCCUCUAAGAAAUCUGUUCGUGAGAAUGCCAAACAGAAAUUAGUAAAAAGAAAACAAUACAAUGCUGAAGCCAACAGCACUAAAACUUCUAAUUCUACCAGAACUCCAGAACCAAAGCAAGAAACCAGUAAUAGUGGAGACAAAAAGAACAUUGCAAAGAUGAGAUUGCCAGACCACAAGACGACUGCUCAGUCAACAGUGCAGAAAUAUGAAAGGGAAAGUCCUACUAGUAGUAGUGUUGUCAAGAAGACCCCUGUGUCCCCAAACAAGGUGUCUGAUAAGGAUAGGAAUACUGCUGGGUUGGCUAAAUGGCAGAAAAUGACAAAACUUCCACAAAUUCCCCCUUUUCGGAAGAGAUCACUUGGGGAUAUGCGCCCUCCAAGUCCUGAUGAAGAUGCUCUGGCGCUGCCAUUUGGAGGAGCCAGGAAGAUUUCAGACAGUAGUUUGUUAACUGCUCGCAACGCUACCAAUGUCAUCUACACUAUUAACCAGGCAAGAAAGAAGCGACUGAAGGAAGCCAUCAAUGCACAGAUAGCUGCUGUCCAUGAUAGAGUCAGAAGGGCCUUGGAGUAUGCUGACAUCUACGAGGAGGAUCCCGACACCAAGGACCAAGAGCCAGAGGAGAUGUAUGAUGCUCGCUCCAAGAGAGAAACUAUGAAACAUCGCAAUGAGUUGAUGUUCAAGCUGCGAGAGCAUAUCGAGGAGUGUCACCAGCGCAUGGUGCUCAUCUCCGACGUCAACAACUGGAUCCAGACACAGCAGAAGGAACUGGGCAGUGAGCUGAUCAGUGAGGAGGACAUGGACGAGACCUCAGUGGAUUUGGACAUCACCCACAGGAAGAUCAUAUAUUCUUUGGAGUCUUUCACCAACUGCACCAACAAGAUCACUUCUGUGGGACAGAAACUCAUCGAGAUUAUAGGAAAGAUGUUACAUGCACCAUGUAAAGCAAGAGUGGAGAAGAUCCAUGUGAUUGAUGAGAAGACCAUGCUGUCCAACAAAGGGAAGUGGGAUCAGGCCGUGGCCACCAUACUCAACCUCUUUGACGAUGCCGCACGCUGGGUAAAGGGGGUUCCAUUCAAAGCUGCUCUCCGUAAUGGAAAGAAGCAGUACCAAGUCCUCAUCUCUGCUGUUGACAAGCGUCUGGCUGAGCUCAAUCAGAUGUCACGACUGACAGAGGACCUACAGAACAAACUUCUGAUGUCCAAGGAAAUGAUUGGCAAGUACUCUAAGGAUGCAGAUGACUACAAGCGCAUGGUGGACAGACUGUCCAGUGAGCUGGAGGAGGUCCAGGCACAGCUGAGGACCUCAGUGGAGGAUAACAAGAAACUGACCAGUCAGUUGUCCAUGCUGGAGGGUCAGGUGAAGGAACUGAAGGAGGAAUUGGCCAAUCCCAAGUCUCCGCCACCCCGCAUACCCACCCCUCCUCCACCAUCACCACCUCCACAACCACCUCAGCCUUCAGAAAGCGCCAUGGCACUGGGAGAGAAGACAAAACAACAGCUGGAAAGGCUAGAGAAGGAGAUACUGGAGUACAGGAUGAUAGUCAACAACCUGAGUAGUCGCAUCGAUGAACUGGAAGAACAGCUGUCUAAGGAAAAGCAGCAAGUCAAGCUACUCAAAGAGAGCCUGGAAAUCUACUCUCAGCCUGCUGCCGUAGCACCAAGAGGCCCCGAGCCAGUGGUAGAGAUGCCCACAGAGCCUGCCCCACCCCAGGACGUCGGUGCAGACCCUUCCUCCAACUACUACAAGACGCUGUUGUCCGGGAUGAAGAGGGACUUUGCACUGGAGGUGGACAAACUCAAGGAUCAUCUGAAGAAGGAGCAGAACAGAAAUGAUGCCACGGUGCGGCGUUUAGAGCAGCUCCACAAGGACCAGAUACAGGCCAUUAUGAAGGACUGCAUGCGUGUGCAGCGUGGCAUCGUCCACUUCCGUGACCAGGUGGCCAAUACACUGGACAAGGAAGGCUUCAGGGACUCUGCAAGCCAACUUCAACAACUUCCCAAGCUGCUACAUGACAAUGUGAAUCAGGACCCCAAGGAUGUCCUUUUGUACUUGGCUGCCAACACUGUUGAUUACCUGCACAGUAUAGAGGUGGUUCUGAACCACACAAUGCUGGCUAUCAAGGUGAUGCAGAAGGCAGGAACUGUUGGUAGUCAGCCACCUGUGGAUCAGAAGAAAGUCUUCCACCAGAUGGAGGUGCGUAUGGAAGAGAUUCGUAAGCCCUCCAAGAUCCGUGAUGUGAUGAAAUCGCCAGUGAAGCAUGCAAAUACUCGAGGUCGAAGAAAGGACAGGCAGCAAAUCAGGAAACUGCAGGGGAGGGUUUCUGAGUGUGAGAACAAGUACAUGUGUCUACUGGACCGCUAUAAGCUGGUUUGGAAUAUGUACCAGAACCAGCAAAAAGAGAUGGACAAUAUGCAAGAUGACUUUGUCCGGACUCUUAAGAAGAAGGUCAAGGAGAAAGAAAAUACAGUGGUUACAGCAAUCAAAACAGAGUUCAAAGAGAGACGAGCAGUUCAAGAACAGCAGCUUCAGUUGAGCAUCGCAGACCAGAAGAAGAACCUGCAGCUCCUUGAAACAGCCUUCAAGGAGAACAGAAUCUCCCAUGAGCUGCAUUCGAUGGCUUCAGGUUUGCUACACCAGGCCCUGGAAAUUCCUCGGAAGCGAUUCCGUUACCUCAUUGAGCGAUACAUCGCACACUGUGCUGUCAGGGAGGCUGAAAGUAAGGUAACAACAGUCCUUGAGGAAGAGAUGCUGAGUGUUGACCAGCGGUUGGAGAUCAAAGGUCACAUGGAGGACAUGCAACAUCGGCUGCACACCGGGCUGUCGCUUCACCAUCCUCUGAUGCAGAAACUGGAGACAGAGAGGAGGCACAUCUUCAAGCAGAUUCUACAAGUGUUCAACGAGGUCUUGGUUGAUACAGGGGUUCUUCUCAUCCAUCCAGUUUUUAAGGACAACUCCCGAAAAGUAACCAAGCCGUUACAUUCAGUUACUAAUCAAAAAAGAAUAAAGGCCAUCAAAGCACCACCCCGCAAGAUGCAAGAGUUGAGCCCUUCCACUGGGAUUGUGGGUAACACCAUUCCUCUCACCUUCAAGGUUGAUCAGCCUAUGUGGCAGACUGGACCUUCAGAGCUUGUUCAAGAGCCGGUCGUGACCACACCCAAAUUCCUCAGUAUGGACGUCAACCAACAUAGACUAUUGGCCAGAAGAACCCUCAUGUGUACAGAGCGCCAAUACUAUCCCAUCGCACAGAGUCGUAGCUUCACCAUCAGCAACAACAUUAAGGUGGACUACAUCACCACAGCACUGAUGUGCCCCUAGAAGAGCCUGAGAGUGUAGGACCAGCAGCAGAACAAUCAACAAUAUGUCCUUAUGUUCUCACUGAAACUGAUGCAUGAGCACCUCUACCUACUUGUAUAUUACUUGUAGGAGUUACACAAGCAGGCUUGUUUCCCUCUGACUGUGAUAUUCUGGAGGCCUUGUAUGAGUUUUGAUAAGCACUUUGAGAUGUAUAGUUAUCAAUGUUUUAUGGUUUUUAACAUAUUAUUUAUGUUUGUUAUUCUCAUUUAUGAGAAAUGUUGUUGAAGAGGUGUUACUUGUUUAUGUGAACAAGUGUAUGCAGGGUACGUAAUACUCAUUAUCUCCAUAAGUACUUUUACAUUGAUUCACCUGUUGGUUUUGAAAUACACUUUCUUGAUCCAACUGCUUUUGUGUAAUGACUCAGUUCACUGAUUAUAAAUACAUGUAAACUGCUCCUCCCUACAUGAACCGAGCAGAAGUCAUCCAACAAGAAGCGAGCAGCAGUUUCUGAUCGCAUGAUCUUUCUGAAAAUGUAAUUAAUUGAUCAAUCAAUGCCAACAACUGCAGUGUCAUCUAGUAGUUUGAGAUGGAUUCACCAUUAAAUCUCAGGACAGUUUAUGAGAGUUUUUCUAUCUGUCUUUGUGAUAUUCUCAGUAUUACUAUGUUCAACCAGCUCAGGAAGGUUGUCAUGUUUUGUAUGUUUAAAUACUUAGAAUAAAUUAGGUUUAUUUGUUACAGCUCAUAAAAACAGUGUUGUUUAA